AUGUCGCCACCGUUCGAGUCUCGCUUACUCUUAGUUGUUUUCCACAAUCAAGCCUGCGUUUUGUUAAAGCGUGUGGGCGGUUCCUUCCUCCAGCCUAUUCAGCACGGCCAGACCUUUUUCUCUGCUUCAUUCGACAGCUGCCGUUACUCGUAG
Peronospora matthiolae is the source of this 153-nucleotide messenger RNA. The record is from the annotation of a GenBank genome assembly. NCBI's taxonomy places the organism in Eukaryota, Oomycota, Peronosporomycetes, Peronosporales, Peronosporaceae.